Messenger RNA from Torulaspora globosa, 243 nucleotides. RefSeq names its product Som1p (gene SOM1). NCBI's taxonomy places the organism in Eukaryota, Fungi, Ascomycota, Saccharomycetes, Saccharomycetales, Saccharomycetaceae. The transcript has a single exon. Gene Ontology annotation, cellular component: mitochondrial inner membrane peptidase complex. Bases 1 to 243 code for a protein of 80 amino acids. The record is from RefSeq and is a predicted model, not a curated record.
AUGGCUCCGCCAACGCCCGUGCUCACCAGGGAGCAGCUCGAGCGCCAGAUCAGCUUCCCCAGCGCCGACGGCUGCCAGCUCAAGUCGCUGACCCAGUUCCAAUGCCAGAUUUUUCCGCCGGGCAGCGGCGAAUACCUCUGCAUCCCAUUCAAGAGACUCUUUGAAGAGUGUGUAGUCGCUGCAGGAGCCUCCAAGAACACUCCCAGCAGGUUCGAGGUUACUUCACCACUCACCAACUCCUAG